This is a messenger RNA of Gallus gallus (chicken), 2192 nucleotides long. RefSeq names its product calcyclin binding protein (gene CACYBP). Gene Ontology annotation, molecular function: tubulin binding; S100 protein binding; ubiquitin protein ligase binding. The record is from RefSeq and is a predicted model, not a curated record. Bases 10 to 813 code for a protein of 267 amino acids. The transcript has 6 exons. Lineage: Eukaryota; Metazoa; Chordata; Aves; Galliformes; Phasianidae. Gene Ontology annotation, cellular component: nucleus. Gene Ontology annotation, biological process: heart development.
GGGGGCGGUAUGCGCCCGAGGAGAAGGAGGAGGUAUACGUCAGUUCCGCUGCGCGGGGGCGGAGCGGGAGGUCGGAAGGUUCCAGAGGGGCUGUGGAGUUGUCGCCUCUGUUCGGGAAGUGCAGCUCAGCACUGUGCCGCAUGCGACAUGGCUGCUGCGCGUGAGGAGCUGCAGAAGGAUUUGGAGGAGGUUAAAGAGCUGCUUGCGAAAGCCACGAGGAAGCGGCUUCGUGAUGUUCUAAUGAUGGAAAAGCACAAGCUAGAGCUAGAAAUCAAGAAUCAGCCUCUGCCAAAGCCAAAAGAUGUGAUAGAGGAAGAAAAGUCGUCACUGGGAGGGUACACAGUGAAAAUCAACAAUUACGGUUGGGAUCAGUCAGAUAAGUUUAUUAAGAUUUAUGUCUCUUUAAAUGGAGUCCAGAAGCUUCCAGCUGAGAACGUGCAGGUGAAUUUCACAGAAAGGUCGUUUGAUCUGCUAGUGAAGAAUCUGAAUGGGAAGAACUACACCAUGACCUUCAACAACCUCCUGAAACCCAUCUCUGUGGAAGGCAGUUCCAGAAAGAUAAAGACAGACACAGUCCUUGUGAUGUGUAAGAAGAAGCGAGAGGAAAAAUGGGAGUGUCUCACUCAAGUGGAAAAAGAAAGCAAAGAGAAAGAGAAGGCUGCCUAUGACACCUCAGAUCCUAGCGAAGGGCUUAUGAACCUUUUAAAAAAGAUGUAUGCAGAAGGAGAUGAUGAAAUGAAGCGCACCAUCAACAAGGCCUGGGUUGAAAGCAGAGAAAAGCAAUCCAAAGGGGACAUACCAAUGGAUAUUUGAAAGUACUCUAAGGGCUGCCUUAAUACAGAUCUUCCAUGUGAGAACUCGCUGUGCUGCAAAGAUCAUUGUUUACACAAUCUUCUUCCAAGCAAAGACACUCAUUUUCCAUUUCAGGUUGGAGAAAAUAUUUAAAUAAAAUAGCUUAUAAAGCAUUUCCUUCAGUCAAGUGAUUCACCAUUUCCUGAGGAGUGGAGCAUAGGUAAAUCCUUACCCUCCCUGAAAAAGCACCUCAGAUAAGUGGAGGCUUUUGUGAAACGGAGAAGGGAAUGUAGAAGAAAAAAGGAAUCCUAAACUAGGAUGGGUCAAGGUCUCUCUGUUGCAAGUGACAUCAGUACCCAUCUGGUUACUGGGACUGAUGUCACUGUGGGGUACGUUUUUUUUCUUUGACAUGUGGGAUAGUAUGUUGUGACAAAAGGAAAAAUGCUGAGGAAAGCAGAACCACUGUCUCAAGACAGUGCAUUUGUGAGUUGAGCAGAAGCGGUAUGGUGUUUAUACUGUGGUAUUAAAAUCUAAGUACUACCUGUUUAACUGCACGUGGCUUUUGAAAACUGCUCUUUAACUUCUAUGCCAAGUAUGACCUCUUUGGGGUGUCUUUAGGUGGCAUCAGUCACAGAAGAGUACUGAGCUGCUGAUGGUAGCGAGUUGACCCUGGCUCUAGCAGUGUAUAAGGAAGAGAGAAGCUCCAUAACCUCCUAUCAGCUUUGAAAGGUUUUAAGGUAACAGAGUGAGUAGUAUGUUUAGAUAAGUUAUACACCAAAACUUCACAAAACUUGAGGUGAUGGAUUGCUGUUAACUUGCUGCCUGUGUGUCUUCCUUCCACCUGAAGAUAGUACAGCUUUACUUGGCCUAUUUAUUGCAGCCACUGCCACCUACAACUAGGGAGGGCAGAGUGGCCAUUUCCCCUUUAUUGCCCUGCUUUGAAGAAGAGUACAUGGCAAACAUGAACUUAGCAGCAGGCUUGUUGGGGUUACUGUUUCUUUCAUGCUUCCUCUGUGUGUUUCUCCCAGGGACAGGUUUACUUAAUGUUACCUGCCAAAUUAAGCAAGCCAUUACUACCCUAUUGUGGUCUGGACUAGGACUUAAUUGGUACUUUGUUUUUAAAGCACUGGAACAAGCUCUGCACUAUAGGUAGGAGAAGAAUAUUAACAUGUUGUUGUUUUCAGUAGGUUCUCUACCUGUUCUUUGUCGCUCGUUAAUAUGUUUGUAUUAAGUUUGCAUAGCAAGAUUAUCUGAAUUUGAGAUUAUGUUUUAAGUUCAUGCUCAUUUUUGUUCGUGGCAGAAUAAUACUUUGCCCUGUUGUGAAGCUUCAUUUAUGCUUUUACCUGAAUUACCAUGGUGAAUUCAACCAUAUAGUGGCAAAAAAAAAAUGCUUAAAUGAG